UAAAAUUUAUAUUAGUGAUUUAGGAUUAUGUCGACCUGUAAAAUCAUUUUUGAAAAAGUAUGAUAUUUAUGGUGUUAUACCAUUUAUGGCUCCUGAAAUUUUAAGAGGCAAAUCUUAUACUCCAGCUAGUGAUAUAUAUAGCUUUUCUAUGAUUAUGUGGGAAUUUACAUCUGGGGUACCACCAUUUAAUAAUAAAGCACAUGAUAUUCAUCUUAGUAUAAGUAUUUGUAAAGGUGAACGGCCUGAA
Molecule: messenger RNA, 247 nt
Organism: Rhizophagus irregularis DAOM 181602=DAOM 197198
Lineage: Eukaryota; Fungi; Glomeromycota; Glomeromycetes; Glomerales; Glomeraceae
Source: RefSeq, a predicted model, not a curated record